Messenger RNA from Hirsutella rhossiliensis, 606 nucleotides. RefSeq lists its product as uncharacterized. The coding region runs from base 1 to 606 and encodes 201 amino acids. The record is from RefSeq and is a predicted model, not a curated record. Lineage: Eukaryota; Fungi; Ascomycota; Sordariomycetes; Hypocreales; Ophiocordycipitaceae. The transcript is spliced from 5 exons.
AUGCUCGCAGUAGUAGCGGUAGUAGCAAUAAUAGCCCUAACAACAACAAUAACUCUAACUAACAUAUCCGCUUCUCCCUCUCCCACCUCCUCCUUCUCGGAGCGUGCGGAGUCGUUCGUCGACGCCGUGCUAGCCGCGGCCGACGACGACUCCGCCGCUGCCGCCGCUCCUACCCGCGCCGCUGCCACCGCUCCCACCGCCGCCGCCGCCGCCUCUGCUACGCUAUUCGCUCUCACGUCGCCCCUUAGGGUAACGACGCCGUCCCCGCCGCCACCCGUGACGCCCGGCCCCUCGGCCCCCGCCUCCGUCUCCGCUACCCCCCAUAAGCGCUGGCAGGCCGGCGCCGCCCGCUCGGCCCCUAUAUGCGUUAAGGCCGGCUCGCACGGGCAAGCGCGGGGGGCUACUAAGAAGCGCCUUACCGCCGCCGCCGCCGCCUACCGCAACCUCCGCGCCCUCGAGCGAUGGGGCCUUAUGCCUAAGGACACUACCUCCGUCGCCCUAUCGGCGGUCCCCUUAGCCGUGCCCGCCUCCGCUACCGCCGCUGCCCUUGCCGCCGCCGCUGGCCGCCGCCCCUCUGCCCCCGGAGCCGCCGCCGCCGCCGACUAG